Messenger RNA from Punica granatum (pomegranate), 2413 nucleotides. NCBI's taxonomy places the organism in Eukaryota, Viridiplantae, Streptophyta, Magnoliopsida, Myrtales, Lythraceae. The record is from RefSeq and is a predicted model, not a curated record.
GACUAUCUCUCCCAGAAGGAACGAAUCAUCAGUGUUGUGUGGACUCUGUAAUCUCUCGAGAGAGACUCCUCCACUGGGAGAAGAGCGAGCUGCAAGCCAUGGCGUUCAUGGCGCUGUUCGUCACGGCGACGAAGCUCGCCGGAGCCCUCGUCACGCUCACCGUCGCAGCCCAAGCCUUCUCCUUCUCCCGCUUCCGGAAGAGGAACCUCCUGCCGUUCAAGUCCCCCAUCGACGAGUCCGCGGACACUCUCGCCGUCUUCAACGUCAGUGGCGGCGAGGGGGAGAGUGAAUUUUUCUUUGGACUGGCAACAGCACCAGCUCAUGUUGAGGAUAAGCUAAAUGAUGCUUGGCUGCAGUUUGCUGAAGAGACUCCAUGCGAUCAACCAGAAUCGCAACUGGGUCAGCAACCUGCAGAUGCGGUGAUAGCUUCAGCUGCUGGGGAUGGAGGGUCUCACCAAGCCUCGGCUUCUAGUAGGAAUGCUAAUAGUCCAAAGAAAAAAGGGAAGCCUCUUAAGGUAGCAAUGGAGGCAAUGAUUAGAGGAAUUUGUAAAUAUAUUGAAGAAGACGAAGAAGAGAAAACAGGGGCACACGCCUCUGUGGAGGAAUGCCAUCAUAAUGUUGCUGCAUGGCAUAAUGUUCCGCAUCCGGAGGAGAGGUUAAGGUUUUGGUCUGACCCUGAAACAGAAAUAAAACUGGCUAAAGAUACCGGGGUCAGUGUUUUCCGGAUGGGGAUAGAUUGGACCAGAGUCAUGCUUGAGGAGCCAGUUAAUGGGUUUAAAGACAGUGUUAAUUAUGCAGCACUGGAGCGGUACAAGUGGAUAAUCAAAAUGGUUCACUCCUAUGGAAUGAAGGUGAUGCUCACUCUUUUUCAUCAUUCAUUGCCACCGUGGGCUGGUGACUAUGGCGGGUGGAAGCUGGAGAAAACUGUUGAUUAUUUUGUUUACUUUACAAGGCUUAUUGUUGAAAGUAUGUCAGAUAUCGUGGAUUACUGGGUGACAUUUAAUGAGCCUCAUGUCUUUUGUAUGCUUACUUAUGCUGCCGGUGCUUGGCCUGGAGGUCAUCCAGAUAUGUUGGAGGCUGCCACUUCUGCUUUACCUACUGGUGUCUUCACACAGGCUAUGCAUUGGAUGGCUGUGGCGCAUAUAAAGGCUUAUGAUUGUAUUCAUGCUCAAAGUAGAACAUCAUCAAAACCGGUAGUUGGGGUGGCACACCAUGUCGCAUUCAUGCGGCCUUACGGUUUAUUUGAUGUAGCUGCUGUGUCAUUUGCUAAUGCUUUGACUGUCUUCCCAUUUGUGGAUGUCAUCUGUGAAAAGCUUGAUUUUAUCGGCAUAAACUAUUAUGGACAGGAGGUGGUCUCUGGUACUGGAUUAAAGUUAGUAGAGAAUGAUGAGUAUAGUGAAUCUGGACGUGGGGUAUAUCCUGAUGGCUUGUACCGUGUGCUGUUGCAGUUUCAUGAAAGAUAUAAGCACCUGAACAUCCCCUUCAUCAUUACAGAAAAUGGAGUCUCAGAUGAGACAGAUCUGAUUCGUCGGCCAUAUUUGUUGGAACAUCUGCUUGCUGUUUAUGCUGCCAUGAUCAUGGGAGUUCGUGUUAUUGGUUACCUGUUCUGGACAAUUUCUGAUAACUGGGAGUGGGCUGAUGGGUAUGGUCCAAAAUUUGGACUUGUCACAGUUGAUCGAGCCAAUGGAUUUGCUCGAACUCCACGUCCCUCAUACCAUCUAUUUUCUAAAGUGGCUACAACAGGCAAAAUCAGAAAAGAAGAUCGGGACUCUGCAUGGAAUGAACUCUACAAUGCUGCUAAAGCGGGAAAGAAACGAUCAUUUUAUCGAGCAGUCAAUAAACAUGGAUUGAUGUAUGCAGGAGGCCUUGAUGUACCCAUUCAGCGGUCCUUUAUCUGCCGUGAUUGGCGUUUUGGACACUAUGAGAUGGAAGGUCUGCAGGACCCAUUGAGUUGCAUAUCCAGAAGCAUUAUUCGGCCUUUCUCCCUCGGAAAGAAAAGAAAGUCCCAGAAAGAUGGCGAAUAAUUCUUCAGCCUCUCAACUAUAGCAUCUAAUAUCCCAAUCGCUCAAUCUGAGCUUUCAUUCUUGGCAUGUGGAUGGCAAUGAAUCGUGGGUUUUGGAAGCCUUGCUCUCGGCUGUAGAGACGUCGAGAACCUGUCAAUCUACAUCAUACACAGUCAAUCAACGUUGUUUGUAUAAGCAGCUGUUGCAGAAUCGAUGAAUCCACAUUGUAUUAUAAUCCCCCAUAUGGAGAGGAGAGGUGACUGCGGUUAUCUCAAACUCAAAUCCUCGCAUGUGCUUAUACCCAAAAUCUGUGUUAUAUAGAUACAUACAGAUAUUACUACUUCAAGCUUUUGCUGGCUUUCGUUGGACUUAUUAUUUCCAAAUUGAUUGGGGGCCAUCUUCCUAGCUUA